Messenger RNA from Uranotaenia lowii, 1190 nucleotides. RefSeq lists its product as uncharacterized. The coding region runs from base 532 to 1059 and encodes 175 amino acids. The transcript is spliced from 4 exons. The record is from RefSeq and is a predicted model, not a curated record. Gene Ontology annotation, molecular function: serine-type endopeptidase inhibitor activity; protein binding. NCBI's taxonomy places the organism in Eukaryota, Metazoa, Arthropoda, Insecta, Diptera, Culicidae.
UUUGCCGGAAUUUGCUUUGAAUUUGUUUGGCUAGCACAUGUUUGGGAAAUUUGUUUGCCUUCCAACAUCCGGUGCGGGUCACACACGAAUGCUGUAAAUAGUUGGGGCACCAAGCAGCAAUCAGUCGAGGCCGCCGCAGAAAUCCGUGAAAUUAUCAAACGUGCCCCAAGGCCUAUGUCUGACAGUUUCAGCUGAAGAAAUCGAAGCAGGAAAAAGCGACGAAAAAGCAGCAAAAAUAAAGUUUCAGAGCGAGUUCAGUUUUUCGGCUCAUCUUGUGCAGCCUAUAUGUGAAGAUUUACCGCCUUUUGCAGGUGAAAAGUGAGAGUGAUUUAGAGAGAGUUCAAGUUUUCACCCGAAUAAGCGCCACAUUUAUGAAACAGCCGAAGCUUAUCGUUUUUCGCUUAUUUGGACAAAUCCACACACGGUUGAAGGAAAGAAAAAAAGCCACUGAAGUACAUAGUUGACUGAAUUUCCAUCGGGUUUCUCCAAGAAGCGGCACGGCAAUUUAUUCGUGGGGUCCAAUACCGUAAGAUGAGACAAAUUGAACUUUUGGUGGUGCUGGCGUUCGCAAUGAUCGCACUCCUGAUCCAGCCGAGCUCAUCCCAAUCCGAGGAGAUUCACCCGAGGGAGGGACGCCAGCUGUCUUCCAAUCGAAGUCCCUUCCUAGCCUAUUAUCAUUCGAAUUUUAAAUUCGUGCGAAAUCGCCCCCGACCUUCGCUCGGCAAUUCGAUCCCAUCGGGUCGACCCACAUUCUUCUCGGAUGGACCCUCGUCAAGUGGCAGUGGCGAUCUCGGCGGGUUUUCUCCGAUUCGAGUGACCCGGCCCCAGCAUCAGAGCAGCAGACCCCAACAGCAGACUCCGGCGUUCGAAUCUUCGGAUAAACCGCCAACUAGGUCACGGGACUUCUACGGAUGUCUCUCCAACUGUCUAACCCUAAGCCACUAUAGUCCAGUUUGUGGAACCGACCAUACCACCUAUCAUAACGUCUACAAGCUGGAAUGUGCCAACCGAUGCGGUGCGAGGCCGAGAGUACAAGUGCGGAGACCAGGAAUCUGCUGAAAAGCUGCCGAUAGAUCGGGCGAGGCGUUAUGUAGAUCUACAACCGAAAUAUAAGUAGAUCGUAUGAAGACGACCAAUUAGUUCAACCGAAUCCGCCACUGACCAACAAAUAAUAUGGCCAGCCAGAGCGG